UGUUGGCCGCGUCUGUCACUUUGUGGGACUGGUGACAUGAAUGGAUGGGCUGGACACACCUUCAGUCCUUUCAGAAAAAAAACAAACCAGAAAAAACCGUCCAGAUCUGCAUAGAGAGGGGGAAAGACUCCCCCCGACGCUCCCAGAGCCUAAGCCGUCGGCCAGAGAAACUCACAGCUUCCCCCUCCCACACUCACUCCUCCCAUCCCUUAAAAAAACGCCCAACGCAAAUAAAUAAUAUCGUUCCAAGCCCGCCGCCGUCCCGGGCGGCCUCUUCUCCCCGCCCGGCUCGGCACGCUCCCGCCCUGCGACAGGCGGCGACGAGAAGCUGCGGCUCCUUGUGCGGUGCGGCGCGCGCGGGCGAGAGGCGGGCGCGCAGCAGGCCAGCCGUCGCCGCACUAUGCUCCCCAGCGCGGUGGCAGCCCACGCCGGUGCGUACUGGGACGUGGUGGCUUCCUCCGCGCUCCUCAACCUCCCCGCUGCGCCCGGCUUUGGCAACCUGGGCAAGAGUUUCCUGAUUGAGAACUUGCUGCGGGUCGGGGGUGCCCCGACGCCCGGGCUGCAGCCGCCCUCGCCCCACGGCCCGGCGACCGCCCUGGCCACCGCCGGCGCGCAACUGCGGCCCCUGCCCGCCAGCCCGGUUCCCUUAAAGCUGUGCCCCGCAGCCGAACAAGUUAGCCCCGCCGGGGCGCCCUACGGUACGCGGUGGGCUUUUCAAGUGCUCAGUCCCUCUAUGGACAGUGCCAGGCUGCCGGGCCGGGCUCCGGGGGACCGAGACUGUACCUUCCAGCCUUCAGCGCCAGCACCUUCCAAACCUUUUCUUCUGAGCGCCCCACCAUUCUACUCGGCGUGCUGUGGUGGGUCCUGUCGGCGCACUGCAUCCUCCACUGCUUUUGCAAGAGAAGAGAGCGUGCUGCCUCUCCUGACACAGGACUCUAAUUCCAAGGCUCGGAGGGGCAUUUUAAGAAGAGCUGUCUUUUCUGAGGACCAGAGAAAGGCUCUGGAGAAAAUGUUUCAGAAACAGAAAUAUAUCAGCAAAACAGACCGAAAGAAACUUGCCAUGAACUUGGGACUAAAGGAAUCACAGGUGAAAAUUUGGUUUCAGAACAGAAGGAUGAAAUGGCGGAAUUCCAAAGAAAAGGAAGUGCUUUCCAACAGGUGUAUCCAAGAAGUAGGUCUUCAAGAGGAUCCCCUCUCACGGUCUGCUCUGGGUUUCCCUUCUCCGUGUCCUUCAAUAUGGGAUGUCCCCCAACAGCGCUCAAGUCCAAGAUGGAGGAAGAAUUCUCCAGAACCCUCAGAAAGACUAAUCCAGGAGAGUUCAGGGGCACCACCCCCAGAAGCAAAUUCACUGCAAGGUGCCUUGUAUUUAUGUUCUGAAGAAGAAGCUGGAAGCAAGGGUGUACUUACUGGGGCCGUCUGAAUGGAAGCAUUCCUCCGUGUUAAUUUAAAAGAACGCUUAAUAGUAACAUUUGGGCUCUAAUGCCAGCUCGCCUGUACCUCAUCAGUGCUUAUAGCCUAACAACUUUGGAGCGAUAUAUAAACUAAUGCUUUAGGAAACCCACUCCGGUGUUCUCUUGUUUGGCCCUAGGCUCAGGCUUAAUUUGUAAGUGGAGUAGAAUCUCCCAGGAAGUAUGAUGGAACUGAAAAGAAUGACAGCAACAGCUGGCUCUGUCUCUGCUCUUAGUAUGUGUAUAUGUGUGUGUGUCUCUAUGUGUGUAUAUACAUAAAUAUCCAUUAAAAUGUGUUAGUAGAAA
Piliocolobus tephrosceles (Ugandan red Colobus) is the source of this 1754-nucleotide messenger RNA. It is a transcript of the gene DBX2, whose product is annotated as developing brain homeobox 2. The record is from RefSeq and is a predicted model, not a curated record. The transcript has 4 exons. NCBI's taxonomy places the organism in Eukaryota, Metazoa, Chordata, Mammalia, Primates, Cercopithecidae. Gene Ontology annotation, biological process: regulation of transcription by RNA polymerase II. Gene Ontology annotation, molecular function: DNA-binding transcription factor activity, RNA polymerase II-specific; DNA binding. Bases 401 to 1420 code for a protein of 339 amino acids.